AUGAGCGACGCACCGGCAGCUGAGACGGGCAUCAGUCCUAACCUCCAGGAUCCAAAAGCCGAUCCGCAAUAUGUUCAGUUCAAGUGCCUCCCGGCAGGCGGUCCUUUGAAUCGGUGGUCUCAUGCGAUCACAAGGGAACAUGACUACCCUGGUGCUCAAGCUAUGUUAUACGGCGCCGGAGUGCCGAACGAAGAGAUGAUGAAGAAUGCUCCUCACGUUGGAAUCGCGACUGUCUGGUGGGAAGGAAAUCCUAUAGUCCUCGAUUUCGGAAAGAUCGUGAAGAGAGCGAUAGAAAAGCAGAAGAUGCUGGCAUGGCAGUACAAUGCCGUAGGAGUAUCAGACGCCAUUACCAUGGGAGGCGAAGGCAUGAGAUAUUCGCUUCAAACUCGUGAUCUUAUUGCAGAUAGCAUAGAAACCGUUACCUGUGCGCAACACCACGAUGCCAAUAUCUCAAUUCCCGGCUGUGACAAGAACAUGCCGGGUGUUGUCAUGGCAGCAGCACGCCACAACCGGCCAUUCAUUAUGAUUUACGGUGGGACAAUUCGAAAGGGUUAUUCGGACCUUCUAGAGCGCGACGUGAAUGUGAGCACUUGUUACGAAGCUUCAGGGGCAUUCGCAUAUGGUCGACUCCAAGCCAAGACGAAUCCUGGCGCCGCAGGUCGAACCCCGAGCGACGUGUUGUCGGAUAUCGAACGUCAUGCUUGCCCCGGCGCGGGCGCCUGCGGUGGAAUGUACACUGCCAAUACGAUGGCAACGGCUAUAGAAGCUAUGGGUCUUACCCUUCCCGGGUCGUCAUCGUAUCCCGCUUUAUCUCCGGAGAAGGCCCGUGAAUGUGAACGCGCCGCCGAGGUCAUUAAAGUAACUAUGGAGAAAGACAUCCGCCCUCGUGAUUUGUUGACGAGAGAGUCGUUUGAAAACGCGCUGGUCAUUACUAUGAUACUUGGCGGCUCUACUAAUGGAGUUUUGCACUUCUUAGCUAUGGCAAACACAGCUGAAGUACCGCUGACUCUGGACGACGUCGAUAGGGUCAGCAAUAAGACCCCAUUCCUAGCGGAUCUAGCCCCGAGCGGAAAGUAUUUGAUGGAAGACUUGUACAAGAUUGGCGGCACUCCGUCUGUCUUGAAGAUGCUGAUAGCGGCCGGCCUAAUCAACGGCAAUAUCCCAACAGUGACAGGUCGUACCCUUGCGGAGAAUGUCGCCGAUUGGCCCAGUCUACCGCCCGACCAGAAGAUUAUUCGCCCACUUUCGGAUCCUAUCAAAGAGACGGGCCACCUCCGGAUUUUGCGAGGGAACUUCGCCCCAGAAGGCGCCGUUGCCAAGAUUACAGGCAAGGAGGGGUUGAGUUUUACGGGUAAGGCUCGAGUGUUUAAUAAGGAACACGAGCUCGACGAUGCCCUAUCGCGUGGCGAGAUCCCACGAGACGAGAACUUGGUCCUCAUUGUCCGUUAUGAAGGACCCCGCGGAGGCCCCGGCAUGCCUGAGCAGCUAAAGGCGUCGGCAGCUAUUAUGGGGGCGGGGCUAAAGAACAUCGCCCUCGUUACGGAUGGGAGAUAUAGUGGUGCCAGCCACGGCUUCAUAGUCGGCCACGUCACCCCGGAGGCAGCGAGAGGCGGCCCUAUCGCACUGGUUAGAGACGGAGACACGAUUGUCAUUGAUGCUAUUAAGAAUCGGAUUGAUAUGACCAAUGUGAGCGAAGAAGAGCUGAGAGAGAGGAAGAAGACGUGGAAGGCUCCCCCUCCAAGAGCUAGGAGGGGUGUCUUGGCAAAGUACGCCAGACUGGUUGGUGAUGCUAGUCAUGGUGCUGUCACAGACCAAUGGGACCCGGAGGGUUAG
Messenger RNA from Daldinia decipiens, 1833 nucleotides. RefSeq names its product dihydroxy-acid dehydratase. Lineage: Eukaryota; Fungi; Ascomycota; Sordariomycetes; Xylariales; Hypoxylaceae. Gene Ontology annotation, biological process: branched-chain amino acid biosynthetic process. The coding region runs from base 1 to 1833 and encodes 610 amino acids. The record is from RefSeq and is a predicted model, not a curated record. The transcript has 5 exons. Gene Ontology annotation, molecular function: dihydroxy-acid dehydratase activity. Gene Ontology annotation, cellular component: mitochondrion.